GUGGAUUCUGAUUGGAUAAGACUCAUGGUGUUAUUUUUCUAUUUCUGAAACAAAAACAUGGCUGACCAUACGAGAUGGUCGGAUGAAUCUGACAAUUUUUCAACUCUGGAUAAUGAUUUUUUAUCGACUAAUCAGUGUGAUACUUUGCAAAUUGAUGAUUUAGACAUUCUUAAGUAUAUCAAUGGUGACUUCCACACUGAUGCUGAUCUCUUCACUACUCAAAACUAUGAUGUCAGCCUGGAGCAGUCACUGGGGCUGGAGCCAUCCUUGGUGCUUGACCAGCAUCUCAGCAUUGACCCUGCUUUUGAGGUUGACACCGACCUGACAAGCAGAGGUCUGAGCCUGGACAUUCCAGUGAGCAUAGACGAUAGCAAUAUGGAUAUUACGCACAUUAAGCAAGAACCAAAGCAAGAGCUUAGUCCUGCAAUGCCCUUUAAGUUUGAACUCUCUGAAGCUAAGAAUGAUUUCUCCUCCAUUCUGAAACACGAGUUUAAGCCAGCUAACAUCACACCUUUACAGUUGAACAUCAACAGUAGCCAGUUGUCUCAGACAGCAGCCCUGAAGACACUGCUGGAAUUACAUGAUGCUGCUCAGGCUAAGAAAAUGCAGGAAGCGUCAUCACAGUUAGCAGCCCAGAAACAGAAAAUACUAGUUACAUCUCAGCAUCCUGCAGUACAGCGACAAGUUGGUGGAAGUAUUCAACCUAAACUAACAUCUCAGCAGCAGUUAAAGCUGAUUCUUCAGCAGCCGUUAUUGAACAAUGCUACAAACACCACUAAUGUCUGUCAGCAGCCUAAACCCAUCCAAGCUGUAACACCACAGGUGCAAUUAAUACAACAGGUCCCUCAACAACCCACACAAAUCAACAUGCAACAGCUUCAACAACUGCUACAGCAAGUGGCCAAAGCCAAUCAGCCUGUUGAACAAACUGUUAGCACAAAUGUUAUUACACUGAGCACUGCGCCUGCAUUGAGCACAGUUAGUGCGGCACCUUUUCAGACAUUGGUUACUGAUGGUGGUAAUACCAUUGUGACAACAAGUAUACCUGUUCAGGUUGUUGAUGGUGACAAGAUGCCUAUCAAUCGUUUGGCAUCUGCUCCUAAGCUGAAGUGUAAAGGAGAAAAGCGUACAGCCCACAAUGCCAUUGAAAAACGAUAUCGCCUGAGCAUCAAUGAUAAGAUAGUGGAAUUAAAAGAUCUUGUUGCAGGAGUUGAAGCCAAGCUGAACAAAUCUGCCAUUUUAAGAAAAGCUAUUGAUAUGAUUCGCCAUCUUCAGAGAGAUAACAGUAGGUUAAAACAAGAAAACCUGAACUUAAAGAUGAUCUUGAAGAAACAAAAUCCAAAUGAUUUCUUGCUUUUGAAUGAAAGCAUGGUGACAGAUACUUCUGACACUUCAGCCAUGACACCUCCUUAUUCUGAUCCUCCAUCAGGACCUAGCAGUCCUAACCAGUCAGAUGAAUACUCUAAUCCUAAUAGUCCAAGCAGUGAUGAUCUGAUGUCUGAUGACCUGAUAUAUUCUAGUCAGUCGGGAAUGCUGGACAGAUCAAGGAUCUUCUUAUGCAUGUUUAUGUUUUGUGUUCUUAUCUUUAAUCCAUUCAACUAUUUCUUCAAUUCCUUUGCACCAUCUGGUUCAAGUCAACAACAUCAUAGUUCAAGAACGCUAUUGUCAGAAGAUGAUUCCCAACCUUCCUGGUAUGACAAGAUGUUCCCUUCUUUGUUUCUCUGGCUGCUGAAUGGUAUUCUCAUCACUUUUGUGCUUGCUAAACUUCUGAUAUUUGGAGAACCAGUGACGAAGAAGAAUAGUAAUGCUGCAGUGGCUUUCUGGAGGCACAGAACUCAAGCGGAUUUGGACAUGUCAAGGGCUGAUUAUUCUGCUGCUUUUCACCAACUGCAGCUAUGUUUGCUAGCACUUGGAAGACCCCUGCCUACAUCUAAAGUAGACCUGGUAUCUGGAGUAGGGUGGCAGAUUUUGCGCCAGUGCUUGAAUCGAUUAUACUUAGGAAGGUGGUUGGCUAGCAGAGCAGGGAGUCUGACAGGCAAGCAUAGCGCAGAUGUCAAGGAAUCAGCAAAAGAUGCUGCCAAUGUUUUCCACAUUCUGAAUCAAAUACAUCUAAGUGGACACAUAAAGGGAAGUCGUCUCUGGGGUUUAAAUUUGGCUCUCAGUGCUGUAAAUAUUGGAGAAACUGCAAAAGAUGCUUUGCCUAGGUUUGAAUUGGCCAGGAUAUAUGCCACAGCUGCCCUUCAAAUCAAAGCAUCUCUACCAGAAGGAUUUCAAUUCAUUGCUAGAUAUUUUCUCAGCCGUGCUCGUCACAUUUGUAAAAAAAGUGGUGACCAAGUUCCUCCCAAUAUUCAGUGGUUGUGUCACCCUGAAGGGCAUCGUUUCUUUGUUGACAGUGUGAAAUUUGAAGGUGACAAGGACUCAAUCUUUUCUUCCAGAGGGACAGAAGUUGAUCCAUUGGCCAGAGUAACUCAGGCAUUCCGGGAACAUUUACUUGCCCAGGCAAUGUUUUCCUUGGUAUCCCCAAGUGACCCCUCAAAGAAAAAACAAAGUGAACCUCUUAUUUAUGCCCAGCUUUUGUUAGAAUGCUCAUGUCUCAGUUCUGGAGGCCAGAGCAGUGUUCCAGACACACCAGGAAUUUCUAAAGUUACAGAAUUAGAUGAAGUUGCUUUGUGGUGGGGCAACAUAGUGCUAGUUGCACAUCAUUGGCUUAUGGGAGAAGAUGACAAUGCCUCAAGAACUUACUCUAUUCUAGAUGUCUUCCCAAAGAAAUUAAAUGGCAUUGAUGAUCCUUUACCAAGGGCUGUUUAUUUAGCUUACAAAGCUAAGAAAAAUGUUCUGGUCUCACCAGAAUGUAAAACUUUAAUAGCUUCAUUAAGACAGUGUGACAGAGCAGGGCGACUAUUACGAGAGAGUUUAAAGCUUGCAUACACUGCAGAAAAUAUCACCAUUAUAAAAAGUAUACAGUUACUGUUAUGUGACUGGCUUUUAACAACACGUACAAACAUUUGGGAGAUAAACCAAGAAGAUAGUGGAGUUAGAGUAGCUUCACAGACAGAGCUGAUUGCCUUCCAGCAAGACUUAGCCAGCUUGAGAAAGUUAUCACAAGUUAUGAAAGCUGCACUACCUAAAGUAUUCCUGCAUGAAGCCACAUCCAGAAUAAUGGCUGGUGCAAGUCCUGGGCGUACCCAGCAGCUUUUAGAUAGAAGUAUUAGACAUAGAAAUAAACCUAAUAUUACACAUCCUGAAAAAGAUGAUUCUGAUAGUCCUAAUGAAGACGAAUGCAUUGAGCGAGAAAGAGCAGCAGCUCUUCUUAUGGCUGGACGUCAUCUCCCUUCCAAUGUAAUGGGGGGAGUAGGAGAAAGAAUUAACCUUAUAAAAGAAGCCAGUCGUUUGUAUGAAAUCAUUGGAGACAAAAAGUCUGUACAGUUGUGUCGGAAAGUUCUCAUGGAUGUGGACAUUUCAAAGCAGAACUUAGAGAUUCCACUUGCUGGCUGUUAAACUUGUCUGAUAUUUGAGUAUAAAGACGAUGUAGGAGAAUGGCAAGGUUUACCCACUUGCUGAAAAACUUGUGAAUGAUUUAUUUUUCUUUAAAUUAUUGAAAUGAAUGUCUUUGAACAUUUUCAAAUGUUGACUAAAGUCAAGGGGGUAAAAGUUACAAUUAUGAUUCUCUUUAUAGUUAGAAUUACUUUUUAUUUUUUUCUAACUCCAUGGAUUACAACAGAUAAAGUUAAGAAAAAUUUAAAUCUCUCAGUCUACAGUUUUUAAGGUUUUGUAGAAGGAAAACCACUUGUAUUCAGUGUUACAGGUGCAUAAUCUGCGCUGAGCUUUGCUGCUCUAGUGAAUGGCAGAUUACUGUAUUGAUAUUUGAGGGAGAUUAAAUUCAAGGUUAAUAGUUUGACUCGCCCUAGUGAUCUUUUCUUGGUUGAUUUUUUUAUAAGUGAUAAUUAUAUAUGUUUUUUUUUUAGCCUAAUUAUUCCCUGAAAUGUCUACUUGCAUAUCAAGUAUGGUUUUGAUAUUACGUUCCACAAGUCUGUAGAAUGAAUUCCUAUUUGGUGAUAGAAAUAAGCUUUCUUGAAACCACAUUGUUUGUGUUGUUGUUUUAUUUAGAACAUCCUGUUAGAUGUUAGCCACUUUUGUUGUAUUUUUUUUCCUACAGCUUACCAGAGUGAAUGAAUGUUUGACGAUUGUUUCCUUGAGAUUGUACAUAAUGCAUUUCAGAUUUCACUCUUUGUUAAUUACAUAUAAAAAAAAUUAAAGAUGUUUUUAUAUAAUA
Biomphalaria glabrata is the source of this 4273-nucleotide messenger RNA. RefSeq names its product sterol regulatory element-binding protein 1-like. The coding region runs from base 58 to 3498 and encodes 1146 amino acids. Gene Ontology annotation, biological process: regulation of transcription by RNA polymerase II. Gene Ontology annotation, molecular function: DNA-binding transcription factor activity, RNA polymerase II-specific; protein dimerization activity; RNA polymerase II cis-regulatory region sequence-specific DNA binding. The transcript is spliced from 19 exons. Lineage: Eukaryota; Metazoa; Mollusca; Gastropoda; Planorbidae. Gene Ontology annotation, cellular component: nucleus. The record is from RefSeq and is a predicted model, not a curated record.